ACUUAGGACACAACUUACGUGAUAAUCAUAUUUUCAAUAUACAUUUUCUAUUCUUGUGUACCAGUUCUCUCCUAUCGAUUUAUGUACCUUACAUAGUCUAUAGGCACUAAUGUAAGUACAUUCAUGUAGGAUCUCCAAGAUCCCGAUGGAUUAGUCAAUAAACAUAUCAAACAUAAACUACAGGUAGGUAAGCUUAGUUCCGAUUUAGGUAGAUUUUGGAUGGAUGGAUGAAUGGAUGGAGAUUUCUAUAAAGAUUGGCAGUUAGGGAGUUAGAGUUGUUAAGGACUUUGUAUGAAUUGCUUAGUAACUUUGGACUUCCUAGCUGUCAAAUGAAAAUUUUUCAAAGUACUCUGGACGGACCGACCUGCAAUAAUUUAUGAACCUUGAGCUAGACGAAAAAUGUUUACUAAUAGUUGAACAAUGUUCGAAAGCACCUUAACAUUGUUUAUUUGGAAAAUGGUGAAAAUCGUACGAGACGACGCCUGUAUGACGGGAUUGGUUCAUUUAUUAUUAUUCAUAAUAAUUUUUAACACAAUAUUAAUCAUAACUUUUCUAGAUUUAGGAUUAAAUUUUAGCAAGAAAAAUGUUGGAACGUUUAUCAUAAAACUUACCAGUUUUUAUUUUAUCAAAUAUCGUAGGAUACAGUACAAAACUAUCCAAUAAAAACAUCUGUACAACUGGUUCUAGAAAACUUAACUAGCCAGCGUUAAUCACGUUUUUUUAAGGACCAAAGCCUCUCGGAAAUCUUACUGAGGCUAACAUCUUGAUAGUAUACAGUAGCAACUCAUCUUUAACAAAGAAAAGAAACAUGGACCCGACCAAUAACAAUGCAUCGAACGCAACAUCAAGCGGUGGUUCCAGACCAUCAGGAAACACAGUAACCAGCAAAAGAUCCCCUUUACAAGGCGCCGCUUACCACAUUCGAUUGACGAUGAUCAUUCUUUUCCGGGCAUUCGCAUUGCACCGCCAAGGAAAGUUGCCCCAAUUUGAAUUGAAGAUGGAGGUUCCAGAUGCAGGAAAGUUCGACGACCUGGUGUUUCGCUACUCAUCGCCAACGAUACCGGAAGGUACUGUCUACAUACAAGCUAAACAUAAAUAUCCAUCCGAGAAGCCAAGGAAAUCGAAAAAAAUCCAUCCAAACCAUCCGUACACGCCAACGCGAAAAGAGCGACCAGCCAUUACGGAAGGAACGCUGCUCACGAAAUGGAACUCCAAUGGGCCAUUUUCAAUUGCUAAGUACUUCAUUUCGUACCUGGAAGGAUAUGAAAGAUCGAUCACAGGUUCGCAUACAUACCUGCUGUGCACUAAUGCAACGAUUGACAACAAAUUGAAACAAAAAUUAACAUUACGGCCACAGGACAGCAGCGAGAUACUUUCCUUUUGCGACGUCAUAGGAGCAACGUGUUACAGCUUCAGCUCUGAGGAACAAUUUCAUGCUCUGACUGAUGCAUUGCGGCAAGCAAGUCUAGAAAAGCUAGGACAGAUGCUCGUACUACAUGUUCGUUACAACACAGAAAUUAAAUCGAAUUAUUCUUCGUUAAACGUAUUCGUCGAUCUGAUUGCUGUGUGUGUCGAGGAACUAGAAGGGGGCACAGGGAAGUUUAAACUAAGCCAUCGAUUGCUAACUGCAUGUGAGACAUCAAUCAUGGGAAGUUGCGAGCUGUUCUUAAGAAGGAAUAUGAUAGGCUUAUAA
Messenger RNA from Anopheles merus, 1693 nucleotides. RefSeq lists its product as uncharacterized. The transcript is spliced from 2 exons. Lineage: Eukaryota; Metazoa; Arthropoda; Insecta; Diptera; Culicidae. The record is from RefSeq and is a predicted model, not a curated record. The coding region runs from base 809 to 1693 and encodes 294 amino acids.